AUGGGCACCCUGAAUGACAGCAGUUCCCAUCCAGAGUAUUUCGUUCUGGUAGGAAUCCCUGGUAUGGAAGAUUCUCAUUUCCUCUUCUCCAUCCCCUUCUGCUCCAUGUACAUCUUGGCCCUUGCUGGGAACCUCCUUCUAAUGUACGUGAUUGCAACAAAUGCAAGUCUCCACCAGCCCAUGUAUCAGUUCCUUAUCAUGCUGGCUCUGUCUGAUAUCCUCUUGUGCACAACAACAGUACCAAAAAGUCUGGCAAUAUUUUGGUUCCAGUUGGGCAAAAUCACAUUUGAGGGCUGCAUCACGCAGGUGUUUUUCGUUCACUUCAUCUUUGUGACCGAGUCUUCUGUUCUGUUGACCAUGGCUUAUGAUAGGUAUGUUGCCAUCUGCUAUCCGCUAGCAUACACCACAAAGCUGACCAACUCCUUCAUAUGGAGAGUAGUGAUUGUGGCUCUGACCAGGAGCUUCUGCACUACAGGUCCAUUCACCUUACUUCUCAAAAGACUUCCCUACCAAGGCAGCAACAUCAUAGCUCAUAGUUACUGUGAACAUAUGGCAAUGGCAAAACUGGCAACUGCAGAUAUCCUGGUCAAUGUGGUGUAUGGCCUGAUUAUAGCCUUUGGCAUAACUGGCAUAGAUAUGAUUCUCAUUGCCAUCUCAUAUGUCGUUAUAAUCAGGGCUGUAAUUAGACUCCCCUCAUCUGAGGCCCGCUACAAAGCCUUUAAUACGUGUGUGUCCCACCUAUGUGUCAUAACCCUAUUCUAUGUACCAGCUUUCUUCUCUUUUAUUACUCACAGGGUGGGUCACAAUGUCAUCCCUCUCUAUGCUCAUAUCCUACUGGCAAACCUCUAUUGUCUAGUCCCUCCUAUGAUGAAUCCCAUCAUCUAUGGGGUCAAAACAAAAGACAUACGACACAAGGUGUUUGGGUUAUUCUGCAGAAAAGCUUUGCAGAUGUGA
Messenger RNA from Xenopus laevis (African clawed frog), 954 nucleotides. RefSeq names its product olfactory receptor 52D1. The record is from RefSeq and is a predicted model, not a curated record. The coding region runs from base 1 to 954 and encodes 317 amino acids. NCBI's taxonomy places the organism in Eukaryota, Metazoa, Chordata, Amphibia, Anura, Pipidae. The transcript has a single exon.